AUAUUGAAGUGGCCCGCACAAUUCUAAACCCUUGUUCUGGGCGCGUUCAAGAGCUUUCUAAUUAAUCUUCACCGUGAUGUGGUAUGAAAUUCUUCCAGCGCUUUCAAUAGUAACCGGAAUAACAUUUGCUAUUCCACCUUUAUUAAGUGUAACUAAUUAUGCGUUUCUUGGUAGAUGGUCUCCACCUAGUUUAUUUCGAUUUAAACAAGACUUCUUUCUACAUUUACGUGAUAAAGAUCUUGAAGGACCACUUUUAUUUCAAGAUUCAGAGUUUAUCCUCAAGGAUUAACGAAAUGUUUAUUAACUGAUAAUGUGCAUCUCUAUGUAGAAUUUAGCAGAAAAUAAAUUUGUUGAUUUACAAUGUUUAUUUUGAAUUGGUUUGGAUUGUCCCAUUGUUGGUGCCUCAGUCGACAAAUCUUAAUUAGGAGAAAUGUGCAUCUUGGACUCUCUGCCACUGACCACAUUUUAUCCGUUCUUUAUCGCUUAUCUUUGUGCAGUGUUUUUUUAGUUUUGCGGAUAUUUAUUCAAGGUUAUUACAAUGCCGGGAAACGAGAAUAAUACUACAAAGUUCCAAUGUUGUAGCUUGAAUCUUUUGGAUAUUAAAGUAUUGAUGAAGACAGCUGUAAAUUAUUGUGGAUAAUAUUCAAUAGGAUUCUUGUUAGGUUUAGAAAUAAGUUAUGCACUGAAUAUGAACCACUAUUUAUUUCUUAUGGUUUAUAUAGUCUACAGUGAUUAUCUCUUUAUUAA
This is a messenger RNA of Schistosoma guineensis, 747 nucleotides long. The record is from the annotation of a GenBank genome assembly. Lineage: Eukaryota; Metazoa; Platyhelminthes; Trematoda; Strigeidida; Schistosomatidae.